Messenger RNA from Aspergillus glaucus CBS 516.65, 1188 nucleotides. RefSeq lists its product as uncharacterized. The coding region runs from base 1 to 1149 and encodes 382 amino acids. The transcript is spliced from 4 exons. The record is from RefSeq and is a predicted model, not a curated record. NCBI's taxonomy places the organism in Eukaryota, Fungi, Ascomycota, Eurotiomycetes, Eurotiales, Aspergillaceae.
AUGUCUUCAUAUCACUUACAGCCAGCUCCUGCGGCAUCUGAUGUAGAAAAACAACAGCUUCAAGCAGAGCUUGAACAACUCCAAGCUGAACUGCGCAAGCAAGAACUGCGUAUUGCUAUAGCACGGAAAAAGCGCGCGCUGGAGGGUGGCGAGACCCGGCUUGAGUUUUAUAAGGGAUUUCGCGGGGAUAAUUCACUUGGAUCUAGGCACUGUUCUAUAACGCCUGAUAUAACGCAAACCAGUGAAUCGCAGGAAUUAACUCAUGACUCCCCUAUCUCACAUAUGGUACUCAACGACACCAUGAUAUGUCCAAGAGAAGAGACCGUUUCUGCGCUAUGGAAGCGAAUCCAACGAUACCAUGUCGUCCACGUUAGGGCCACACCCGGCAGUGGCAAGUCAAUAUUGCCUCGACUCCUACAGGACUACGUACGACGGAAAAGUCCCAACAUGCCAGUUUACUGGUGUAGUUGGCCAGAAACAACCCCCGAGAAAAUCGGACAUUGCUACGAGAAGUUACUGAACGAAUUUCAAUUUGACCGUCUCACGCCUCAGACAUUUCGGUCUUUUUUUACCUAUGCUGAGUACUUGGAUGUAGUUGAGCGAGUGAAGGCGUAUGAGUUGCGAUUUGGCCAGUGUUUUCUUCCCGACUCAGACGUCGUGGAAUACGUCUGGCAGAUUACGAACGGGCAUCCUUCGGGUGUUAGAGUGAUGCUUGAAUUGUUGGCAACAUCAGAGAAGCUAAGACACCUCAGAAAAGCAAGCUCAGUCAUCGACCUCAAAGUUGCACUUGAUAUCCUUGGACAAGACCUAAUACCCACUCUCGUUCAGAAUGCCACAUUUGGGCGCGGCUUACCCCCAAGAGACUUUUUAAAACGAAAUCUUAAGGUUGCCAAUGUGCUCCAGGAUGUCCUGCUGAACGGCUCCGUCACAGGAGUAUGGGAGCCUAAACAAGGAAGAUUACACCAGACUGAUGGCACCGUGAAUGCGUGCUAUCACAGAGGUUGGGUGCAGGCAGAGUUGGCUCCGACAGAAAGAGAUGAAGACUAUGAUUUUGAAAAGACUGUUUUCAUUUUCCCCUCUGACCUUCACAAACGAUGUAUCGAGUGGUUCUUGUCUCUCGAGAAACCACCAUAUCCUACUUCGCAAUAGGUUGUGCAUGGAAGCAAUCAAACGGUUCAACCCACUCGC